GUGUCUGACCUCCACAGCAUCAUAAAACACAAAGAAGCCAAUGAAAAUGAAGGAUUUAUCAAAGAAUUCAAGACGCUUCCGUACGGAGAAAGGUUUGAUUGCCACACGGCCAAACUGGCGGAGAAUAUGCCGAAGAACAGGUUUAAAACAACUUUUCCAUAUGAUCACUCAAGGGUUGUUUUGGAAACAAGUGACGACUUUUCAUCAGACUACAUCAAUGCGAACUAUAUUGGGAACUCUGAAGGUCACCGUGAAUAUAUCGCAUGCCAAGGCCCUCGUGUCAACACUGUUGUUGAUCACUGGAGAAUGAUCUGGCAGGAAAACAUUGAGUAUAUCGUGAUGCUUACAAAUCUUAUAGAAGGACCAAAGGUAAAAUGCCACCAGUACUGGCCAGAUGAAAACAAAGAACUUGAUGUUAAUCCAUUUUCUGUAACUCUUGUUGAGGAAAAAGUUUACGCAUAUUUUGUGAUUAGAAGAAUGUCAUUGCGAAAAAAGAGAGUCACAGGGUCAAGGACGGUCGUACAGUUUCACUACACAAGAUGGCCGGAUCACGGAACCCCUAACCCAUUAGAUCUGGUUGUUUUCCACAGACAGUUCCGACAUAAAAUAAAACCUUCAAACCACCCUAUUCUUGUACACUGCAGUGCGGGGAUUGGUAGGACAGGUACAUUUAUAGCUCUGGACGUGUUGUCAAGAUAUGGUGAGAAGAAAGGAAAAAUCAACGUUGUGGAGUUCGUUAAAGCUAUGCGAAAAGACCGAAUGACAAUGAUUCAAAAUGCAGAACAAUAUGCCUUCCUUUAUCAUGCCUUGUACGAGUUCUUCCGUCGAAAAGGGAAAUUUGUAGGAGAAGGUGAUUUCGUUCAGCUAUAUGGAGAUAUGGAAAAACAGGAAACAAGAAAACGAUUUACAGAUGAGUUCAAUGAACUGACACUUUUGAGACCAAAUUACAAUGAGAAUGAUUUUAAAACAGGCAAGAAAAAUCAAAACCUGAACAUAGUGAAGGCAGUUUUACCAGUUGAGCAAUAUCUUGUGUAUUUGACUUCCCAUAUUCAUGGACGAGAACCUUACUAUAAUGCAGUAUCUCUAUCAUCCUUUAGUCGAGCCGAGGAGUUUAUUUCUGCGCAACAUCCGGUAUCUGGUGCUGCAAUUGAUCUUGUUAGACUCUUGCUCGAUCAGGAAUCAGCGUUCCUGAUUUCAUUAAAUCCUUUAGCUGAUAUUGAUGAGCUUAAAGACUGGGUGUCAGCAGAUAUCAAAACUUUAAAACUAAAUCCAUAUGAUAUCGCAAAGAUUGAGCAGAGAACAAUUUCUAAAGAAAUGCGAAAAACUACCGUGCAGAUUCAAAGACAAGAGAAAAACUCAAAGACCCAUAAACUGCAAAUCUUUGAAUGUCUCAACUGGAAGACCACUGACAAAUUUCCACCUCAACCGUCCAUAUUGACAGAUUUAAUCAAACAAUUCAGCCUUGAUCGUAAAUCUGACACUGGUGGACCAAUAACCGUCAUAUCGAAAGAUGGCGCCACUUGUUGUGGUGUUUUCAUUGCUGUAUAUAACGCAAUAGAACAACUAAAGAUGGACGGUGAAGUUGACAUUCCUUCCAUCGUGCAACAGCUGCAGAUACGGAGACCGGAAAUGAUAUCAACAAAGGAAGAGUAUGAGUUCUGUUUCAAAGCUGUAUGUGAUUAUCUGAAUAUGGACAGUGUGUACGCAAAUACCUAAAACUCGCAAAUACUCAUCUAUUGUGAAAUGCCAAGUCGACUUACUUAGAAUACAUGUACCUGGUAUAGUUGUUUCCUUGAAAUGUAGACAUAAUUAUGAUAAUUGUAAAUAAGUAUUUCUUACUCAGUUAAAACUAAGGCUUAUAUAACAAUUUUCAUGUCGCAUAAAUUUAUUAUUUGUUUAUUUUUUCUACUUUCCCACUUGAGAGGCGUGGAAGGGUUAAGCAAAAAUGGUUAUUUCCCACCAAACCUUCUGUUCAAUUGAAGGAACUUGCGUGUAUAUAUUUUCUGUUUCUUCUACAGAGAGUGAAAAUUUAGUGAUAAUUUCACAGAAUCAUUUAGACAUCGUUUUAUUGUGAACUUUUUUUUAUAUUUCGAUGCAGGAACAGUUAUAUGGGGUAUCCGAGUUAAUUCUGGGUAUAGCUUUACUUUGUAAAGUAUGUCGGUAUCCGUCUUGUCUUUCUCCAUUAAAUAAAAUUUAAAUCACAAAAGCUCUUUAUUUAAAACUAUUUUGUAGCUUUUGCUUAUAUGUUCGUUGAACAAAUUUUUUGGGCUUUCCAUAGAAAAACACAUAUGGAUGUGUCGUCAACCCUAAUAUCCGUUAUCUUUUAUCUUUAAUAUUACUCUUUCUAUGCCCCAACUAGAAUUUAAUGGGAUUUUCAAAGAAUUUUUGUGAAACAUAUAUCAAUCAGAAAAGACAAAGCGUUUGACCUAACAAAACAUAAUUACCGCCAUUGUUUUACAAUACUGUUGGUUUACCGGAUUGUCGCAAUGGUUCAUGUAAAAACAUCUGCUCUAGUGCCGCACGGAUAGUAAUUAAUCCGUACUUCGUUUGUUCGGAUCCCACUAUAGGACAUUAAUACUUGUCCUUUGGAUGAUACCUUAUAAUCCAAGAUUCAGAGUAGCUGAAGGUGAUUUCAAGAGAAAGAUCCCUUACCGCUCCGUAACUCUGAGCGCCGAGUAUAUGUCAAACUUCCAGUUCUCCACCUUCCAGUGAUGGCGUCUCCAUAAAAGUGAAUAGAUCUCGAAAAGGACGUUAAACAACAAACAAAUCAUUAUAAGCGUCCAUUUUCUACUAAUAUCUCCUUUUACACUAUUGAUACUGAGUUACAAAUAAUGUGACUUUCACAGAAUCUUUAUCAUAUUAUGUCAAUAUGCACCUUCUUAUUUACAGUCUGUUUAAACAGAUAUUUCCAUUUUUACAUAUAAAAAAAACUUACACUUGGCAUAUACUCAA
This is a messenger RNA of Saccostrea cuccullata (small rock oyster), 2952 nucleotides long. RefSeq names its product receptor-type tyrosine-protein phosphatase mu-like. The record is from RefSeq and is a predicted model, not a curated record. Gene Ontology annotation, biological process: protein dephosphorylation. Bases 127 to 1716 code for a protein of 529 amino acids. Gene Ontology annotation, molecular function: protein tyrosine phosphatase activity. The transcript has 16 exons. NCBI's taxonomy places the organism in Eukaryota, Metazoa, Mollusca, Bivalvia, Ostreida, Ostreidae.